CGCGUUGCAUGGUUACCAUUGACUCCUCACAGAAAUCAGGACUCGACCAUCUAGACUCUCCGAAAAUUCAUGUCAGGCAUUGUUGAAACGUCCGGCACUAGAAAUUCGAUCAAGAGUAAACCCGCCGGUUUGCGUCGUUUCCGUCAUUUCGCUCGAAUAGUAAAGGGACAAUUGCCAUGGAUGAAGAGUCUGUGUGAAGACACGACCGAACUUUUCCAACCGAUUGUCAUCGACAGUCGAGAAGGGACGCCCGAAAAUCAUUCCCAGCUCGAAUCCCCAAGAAAAUGCUUCAAUGUUGAUGAUUUCAAACGUAAUGUGCAGACUAGAGUUGAUUUGUCUGCUUGGAAUAAAGCGAUUCUGUCGAAGCACUCGUUGUCGAGAACGGAAAACGAUUUGGAUGAUCUCAAGUGGCUUACGAGAAGUCUGAAGUGCUUUGAACAAUACUCGCCGUUUGUGUUGCGGGAACUGUCGCGCGUUCUCUACUAUGAGGCGUACGAAAAAGGACGAGUUGUUGUAAAACAAGGUGAUCCCGGGUGGUCGUUCUAUUUCGUCGUUGUCGGUACUGUUAACGUAGAAGUGACCGAGAAAGAUCCUGUGUCUGGAGAAAGUCGAUGCCAUGUUGUUGGCGAGCUUCACGCCGGAUCAUCGUUUGGAGAGAUCGCGCUUAUUCACGACGCCAAGAGAAAAGCAAGCAUUGUCUGUAGAACGCCAUCUCAGUUUCUUCGUUUAGAAAAGUCUGAUUUUGACAAUGAACAACAACAACAGAUCAACACGCGUUUGGCAUAUUUGAGGAAGCAACCGAAAUUCGAGAACUGGACGGAUGCCGAUCUCGCUAUGGCUGCAGAAACAUCCAAAGUGGUCGAGUUCAAACCAGAAUCGAUGGUGCUGAACAACGUGCGGCACAUACUAGACGACAUUUUCUUUAUUAUUAAAGGAGAGUGUUCGCUCGCAAGAAACAUUGAUAUAGAUUAUCAACUUCAAGCAGACAACAGCUACAGAAUAAUGAAGCCAAGCUUACGCACAGUCUACGAAGCAUCAACAUUUGUCAGAGACACCCCUAGUGCAGACAACCUAUCAGAUGUAGCGUCUCACACUUCUUCACAAAGUGGUGAGGACAAGCCAACACUCGUGUCUCAUGAUUCUACUGUGUCAAAGAAUGGGGGUAGUCUGUAUGAUGGGUCAAGAUCAACGUUGAGUCCUGCUAAAAGAGGGAAGCUGAUCACCGCCAAAUCUUUAGUUCAAUUGCGCAUCCUUCGACCUGGAGAUUUCUUCGGAGUUGGAGAAGAUUUGAGGAACUCGUGCAUUGUGACCCUUAGCAAGGUAGAAUGUCUCGUAGUCUCUCGCUUGGUGUUCAUCAAACACGACCGAAGCAUCACACUAGAUUCCAUGACACAAGAAGCAAAUUCUCUCAUGCCCACACCCACUGCCGUCUACCAAAGGCUCGUCGAGAAGGACAGAUGGCAAACAUACAAAAAGCAAGUGCUAAGUCACGUGAUCAGACAAAGAUCAAGUAGAAAGAACACAACACACGCAUCCAUUCAAGACGCACCAGGCUGCCUCUCACACAGGAUGUUGCCAUCCGAGUUACACCCAGGUCGAGAGGUAUUUCGAGAAGAAACCCCUCAGCUACAAAGCUACAACACACUCAGUUCAUUGGUAUGAUCUCCAGCCAUAUAGCAGGCUAAUUGAAUCACACCCUCACUGACCAAAAACUCAUAAUCCUUCGUGUCA
This is a messenger RNA of Corticium candelabrum, 1731 nucleotides long. RefSeq lists its product as uncharacterized. The transcript has 9 exons. Lineage: Eukaryota; Metazoa; Porifera; Homoscleromorpha; Homosclerophorida; Plakinidae. Gene Ontology annotation, biological process: spermatogenesis. Gene Ontology annotation, molecular function: cAMP binding. The coding region runs from base 70 to 1662 and encodes 530 amino acids. The record is from RefSeq and is a predicted model, not a curated record.